Andrographis paniculata is the source of this 1399-nucleotide messenger RNA. RefSeq names its product ABC transporter I family member 6, chloroplastic. NCBI's taxonomy places the organism in Eukaryota, Viridiplantae, Streptophyta, Magnoliopsida, Lamiales, Acanthaceae. The coding region runs from base 40 to 951 and encodes 303 amino acids. The record is from RefSeq and is a predicted model, not a curated record. The transcript is spliced from 6 exons. Gene Ontology annotation, molecular function: ATP binding; ATP hydrolysis activity.
UCCAGUAGCGUAGGAAGGUUUGUCAGUUCCACCUCUUCAAUGGCUCUCUGCGCUCCGAGCAUUUCUGUGAGAAUCUGCACCUCAACCGGUCUUCAACGCCGUCGUUUCGCGCCGUCGAGUCGGACGUUGAAGCCGAGGGCCACCGCCGCUGUCGAGACCAAAUCACCUACGGCGGUCGGCGGCGGUGGCGACGGGAAGCUCCUGCUUGAAGUCAAAGACCUAUCCGCGGUAAUCGCCGAGUCAAAGAAAACGAUUCUGAGAGGUGUUAAUCUGAGUAUUCAUGAAGGCGAGGUUCAUGCUGUAAUGGGGAAGAAUGGUUCUGGGAAGAGUACAUUUGCCAAGGUCCUCGUUGGUCAUCCAGAUUAUGAAAUUACUGGAGGCAGUAUAACAUAUAAGGGUCAAGAUUUGCUUGAGAUGGAUCCAGAGGAAAGAGCUAUAGCUGGAUUAUUUAUGAGCUUUCAGUCUCCAGUUGAAAUUCCUGGAGUUAGCAAUAUUGACUUUCUGAACAUGGCUUAUAAUGCACGAAGGAGAAAACUUGGGUUGCCAGAACUUGGACCAAUCGAGUUUUAUGGUUAUGUUGCUCCAAAGCUUGAGCUUGUGGGUAUGAAGAUAGAUUUUUUAAACAGAAAUGUCAAUGAAGGAUUUAGUGGUGGAGAAAGAAAGCGCAACGAGAUUUUACAGCUUGCGGUUCUCGGUGCAGAAUUGGCUAUAUUAGAUGAAAUCGACUCUGGCUUGGAUGUUGAUGCCCUUCGAGAUGUGGCAAAAUCUGUUAACGGCCUCUUGACGUCACAAAAUUCAGUUCUCUUGAUCACCCAUUACUUACGUCUCCUGGAAUUCAUAAAGCCGACCUAUAUCCACAUAAUGGAAAAUGGCCGGAUUGUGAAGACUGGCGACAUUUCGUUGGCUGAAAUUCUCGAAAAAGAAGGUUACAAGGCUAUUUCUAGCGCGUAAUUUAGUUUCUUCGAUCCCCUCCACUUGCCACACUAAUCUGCCUGAAUUCCCUGACUCGAAAGCACUCAUAUUUAUUUCUCUUGGUUCCUUGAAAUUUUGAUGGGCACAAAAGGUGCCGAGUUGCUUUGUUCGACAACAGAUCACAGUGUUGCGAAGGUAUUAUUGUCUGGUUCCAGACUUAUGAAUGGAAUCAGCCAUUAUUUUCCGGUAAUGAAUAGUUCCUGGCUUUGUGUCAUUGUGUGUUUAUUGUUUGUGGGUUGUGGAGAUGCUCUGUUGUUUCUGGAUUCUACCAUCAAUGGUAUGUUGAUUUUACACAGGGAUCUCUAGGUAGGUAGGUAGGUAGGUAUGUAUAUUGACUUAUUGAGAAGGACUUUGGGAAUCUUCGUUUGGGAGAAUGUUGGUGUAAUAAAAUCUUUCAUUUCGGGUUUAGUAAGAUAAACUUUUCAUA